Molecule: messenger RNA, 2399 nt
Organism: Rosa chinensis
Lineage: Eukaryota; Viridiplantae; Streptophyta; Magnoliopsida; Rosales; Rosaceae
Product: protein gar2
Exons: 4
Coding region: 110-2185 (691 amino acids)
Molecular function (GO): zinc ion binding; RNA binding
Source: RefSeq, a predicted model, not a curated record
CUAAACCUUGGCCAGGGUUUAAGAACUUUAAGCCAUUGGCGGCUCGUCCCUUCCUUCUCUUUCCUUCACAAGUUUCAGUGAAACCCAUCAACUCCGAAAUAGCACCAAGAUGGUUUUAUCAAACCGAAAGCUGAAGCAACAGCUCAGGGAGAAGAUAGCCGAUUCUUUAUUGACAUUCGAAAUCGUUAAGUCCGACCCGAGCAAUGACGGGUCUGCAAACCCUGACCCGAAUCCGCAGCAGCCCCAAUCGCUGAGAGCGCUUCUGGGUUCGGCGAACCCGAAGCCCAGCUUGUCGAAGCGAGCGAAAAGGAGAAAGAUCGCCGCUUUGAGAGGUCCGGCGGCGAGUGGCAGCGGCGGUAAUUUUGAGGAAAAUGAGGGGGAUGAAAUUAGGUCAGAGGAAUUGGGGGUUGAGAAGGAAAAGAGUGGAGCUUUGGGUUCGGAGGGAAAUGGGGAUUUGAAGAAGGAAAUUGGGUCGGAGAGUUUGGGGAAGAAGAAGAAGGAAAAGAGUGGAGAUUUGGGUGCAGAGGGAAACGGGGAUUUGGAGGAAGAGAAAAGUGAGAUUGGGUCAGAGAGUUCGAGGAAGAAGAAGAGGAAGAGAGAUGAGGAAGAAAAGAGUGGAGAUUUGAGUUCAGAGGAAAAUGGGGGUGUGAAGGAGGCUAAGAAACCAAAGAAGAAGAAGCCUAAGUGGAAGAAGAAGAAGGAGGCAAAGAGUGAGGAAGAGAAGGGUUUUGAGGUUGUGAGGGAAGACAAGAAGGGUUUUGAGGUUGUGAGGGAAGAGCAAAGUGUCAAUGAGACUACUAUGGAAACUGAAAGGCAAGCAAAUGGGGAAGUUACAACAAAAGUUUACGUUGGAGGGAUUCCUUAUUACUCGACGGAGGAUGAUAUUCGAAGUUACUUUGAAAGCUGUGGCUCCAUUACUGAGAUUGAUUGUAUGAAGUUUCCUGACAGUGGGAAGUUCAAAGGAAUUGCCAUUAUUAGCUUUAGGACGGAAGCUGCUGCUAAACGAGCAUUGGCUCUUGAUGGAGCUGACAUGGGUGGACUGUUUCUGAAAAUCCAGCCUUACAAAACAACUCGGGUCAAUAAAGUAGUCAAUAAAGUAUCUGAUUUUGCCCCAAAAAUUGUGGAGGGCUACAAUAGAAUCUACGUUGGAAAUUUGUCUUGGGAUAUCACUGAGGACGAACUGAGGAAACUUUUCUCAGAUUGCAAGAUAUCGUCUAUCAAUUUUGGCAUGGAUAAGGAAACAGGAGAAUUCCGAGGCUAUGCCCAUGUGGAAUUUUCCGACAGUCUCUCACUGACAAUGGCAUUGAAGUUGGAUCAGAAGAUUGUUCUAGGGAGACCUGUCAAGAUAAGCUGUGCAGUUCCUCUAAGAAAACCAGGGAUCCAUCCCAAGUCUGUAUCCACAACUACAGGUACCCCUUCGGAGGCUGUAGCUACUACUGCAAGUGCAGGAGCUGAUAAUACCGGGUUGAGUGCCAUCAGUGGUAAGCUUAAGAGAAGGACCUGCUAUGAGUGUGGUGAAAAGGGCCAUGUUUCUUCACUUUGUCCAAUGAAGCAACCUGUGAAUGUAGUAGAUACUAAUGCAUCCUAUACAGAGCCUGUAAUGAGUACAAGUAUGAUUUUGGAGUCUGUAACAACAAGUACAGAAGCUGCUAAUACUGAUUUGAGCUCUGUCAGUGGUAAGAUUAAGAGAAGGACAUGCUAUGAGUGUGGUGAAAAGGGCCAUGUUUCUACAGCUUGUCCAAAGAAGCAAUCUGCUGGUGCAAUAAUAGAUACCAAUGCCACCCCUACGACGCCUGUACAUACAAUUACAAGUCCUGUAUGGGAGUCCGUAGCUAUAACUCCAAGUACAGGAGUUGAUAAUACUGGGUUGAGUUCCAUCAGCGGUAAGAUUAAGAGAAGAACAUGUUACGAAUGUGGGGAAAAAGGUCAUGUUUCUACAGCUUGUCCAAACAAACAAUAUGCUCUGCCAAUAGAAACCACUGCAAGUCAUAUGAAGCCUGUACCUACAACGCCAACACCCCUUCUGGAGUCUGCAGCUACAACUACAAGUACAGAACCCGAUAAUGCUGGGUUGAGCUCCAUUAGCGGUAAGAUUAAGAGAAGGACGUGCUAUGAGUGUGGUGAAAAGGGCCAUAUAUCUUCAGCUUGUCCAAAGAAACAAUCUGUCGAUAACAAUGCAAGCUGAUAACUUAGGCAUGUAGGCAGGGUCCUAUGGUUGUCAUUCAUUUGUUUUCCUAUUCAUUAUAUUUAGGUAAAACAGAUUGACCCUCUCACAAACAAGUAUUGUUUGAAUCGGCUGGAAAAGCCACAGGUUGUUGUUGCUAGUGAGACCAAUACUGUGAAAUUUUGUUUUGUUCAAUCAGCUUACUUUGAGGCAAACAUUUGUAUAAGUGAGAUCA